AUGUCGUCGCGACUUACAGUCCCCGUCUCCAAACUCACCCGCGCCUUGAGCACCACGCCCGCCGCCUCGCGGCCGAGCCAUGUCCUCAACAAUGUCUCCAAAGCAGCAGCAGCCGCCGCCGCCGGCGGCAGGAAACCAAGCGCCCUAGCCGAGGAACCUCCUUCCGACCAGCAGCAGCGCAACCACUCCACGACCACCACCACCACCAGCGCCCCGCACCGCCCCGGCACGCCGCGCCCGCGCAAGCCCAUCCCCUUCAUGCAGACCUUCCACCACUCAGCCCCCAAACCCGCCCAGCCGACCUUCGCCACCGUCGACCGGGCAAUCCUGCCCGACCUCUCCCUCCUCGCGGCACAGGAAUCCUCAGAAGCAGCGGGCGGCGGCAGCGGCGCGUACGAUCCGUACCUACACAUCCGCGUGCCGCUGCUGCCGGACGCGCGGGCUCCCCCCGCGCCGGUGGCGGGCUGGCGGCGGCCGGCGGAGGCGGCGGACGCGACGCCGCUGCCGCGCGCCGAGAUCUGCGUCGUGGCGGCCGGCGGCCCGGCGGGCGUGCUCCCCCCCGCCGCGCUGACCGAGGUCGAGGGGAUGGGCGUCGACGGGGUCGAGCUCGGGUUCGCGCACCUCCUUGGACGGGAGGAGGGGGAGGGGGAGAGCUAUGAGAUGGGUCCCGGCAUGAUUCGGGAUGUGUGGAAGGGGAUGGUGGAGGAUGUUUUUGGUGGUGCGGGGAGUAGUAGUAGUAGUGGGAAGGGUGGACCUGCUGCUGCGGCUUGA
Molecule: messenger RNA, 771 nt
Organism: Thermothielavioides terrestris NRRL 8126
Lineage: Eukaryota; Fungi; Ascomycota; Sordariomycetes; Sordariales; Chaetomiaceae
Exons: 2
Coding region: 1-771 (256 amino acids)
Source: RefSeq, a predicted model, not a curated record